AUCCGAUGAGGAAGUGCUCGGGCACCGCGUGGCUAGUCUGUCAGAUGUAAACAAAGCCGUAGUUACUUGGAUUAAACCUAAAAUAAAACUUAACGCGACCAAGGUAUUGUGAGCUUCCAGGUUGCGCAACAAAAACGGGAACAUGAAGUUUUUGGAUCUUUUUGGUCGUCUAAAAUCAGUGGUUAUUGGAAUGAUCCAUGUUAAAGCCUUACCAGGCACCCCCCUGGGUUGUAUGAAAAUGUCCCAAAUCACUGAGGAAGCAUGCAGGGAGGCAGCAAUCUACCAAGAUGCAGGGAUUGAUGGUUUGAUCAUUGAGAACAUGCAUGAUAUUCCUUACUCAUUCUCCGUGGGCCCUGAGGUGUCUGCCUGUAUGACUGCAGUAUGCACCGCUGUGAGAAGCAUCUGUCCACGCCUGCCGCUCGGAGUGCAAAUACUGUCUUCUGCAAAUCAGCAGGCACUGGCUGUAGCUCUGGCUUCAGGUCUGGAUUUCAUCAGGGCUGAGGGGUUUGUCUUUUCUCACGUGGCUGAUGAGGGUCUCCUGAAUGCCUGCGCUGGGGACUUACUGAGAUAUCGCAAGCAGAUUGGAGCUGAGCAUGUGCAGAUCUUCACCGACAUCAAAAAGAAGCACAGCUCCCAUGCCCUGACAUCAGAUGUGAGCAUUGAAGAGACGUCACGAGCCGCCGAGUUCUUCCUCUCAGAUGGACUCAUCAUCACAGGAACAGCCACUGGAGUGCAGGCUGACCCGCGGGAGCUCAGAGAGGUUUCCCAGUCUGUGAGUAUCCCGGUGCUGAUAGGUUCUGGAGUGACCUAUGACAACAUUGAAUGCUACAUGGAUGCAAAUGGAAUGAUCAUCGGUUCUCAUUUCAAGGAGGGAGGCCACUGGGCCAAUGCAGUCGACCCAGAGCGAGUGAAACGGUUCAUGGGAAAGAUGGGUGACCUUCGAAAAUGACAGUGAAGGU
Messenger RNA from Epinephelus fuscoguttatus (brown-marbled grouper), 959 nucleotides. RefSeq lists its product as uncharacterized. Bases 143 to 949 code for a protein of 268 amino acids. The record is from RefSeq and is a predicted model, not a curated record. The transcript has 7 exons. Lineage: Eukaryota; Metazoa; Chordata; Actinopteri; Perciformes; Serranidae.